AUGGCGAUCCGUCGGUCCGCGCGCAUUCGUCGCGCUCAAGAAUCUCCGGAGGUUGAGGAAAGUACUCCGCAACCUGAGCAGGUCGCACCUUCCCGACUUGCCUCUGUUGCCGAGGGCGACGAAACUGAACUUCCUCGCGUCCAAACUCCUCAAACCAAACAAUCCUCACACAGUUCAUCCUCACACAAAACCCCCACCGCGUCUGCUAAGCGAUCAUCUACCAACGCGAUCACUCCCACCAGUGUAAUGGCGCGUCCGUCGCGAGCAGAAAUGCACCCGAGCAAGGCUCAUCAAAGCACCGCCAAGAAAGCCGACUCCGGUCUUAUUCUUGGAUUCAAUCCUAUCACGAAAGAUGCCGAUGGCAAGGUAGUGGGCAACAGCAUCAGCGACAAUACUCCGACAAAAUCGAAGCCGUCGCCCGCAACCAGUGGCUUUGGAACUCCAGGUUUCGAGUUCAAGUUCCAGUCGCAGGAAACAGACCUGAGUGAUCAGGCUAAAUUGCUCAUGGACAGUGUCCGUGGCGAUGUUGCCCGAAUCAAGGCCGAAAUGCUUGAGCAGAAAUCGAAGCAAGACCAGGAGGAUGAUAAGGCUGAGAACGCACACGGUGACCGGAAGAUCGCCAUGCCUAAGGGCAAGGCUGGUCGCUUUAGCGAUGUUCACAUGGCCGAGUUCAAAAAGAUGGACUCAAUUGCGGGACAUGCCUCGUCUUUCCGUGGCACAGCUGACCGUUUUGUCCCCUUGACCAAGUCUCUGAAGCGGUCCAAGUCCAAGGCUCAGCUUGACGAGCCCGACAGUCACAACUCAUCGCCCUCUCGAUCCCCAGCCAAGGGCUCCAGCUUGCCAGCGCCUCCUGCCGCCUCGGCCGCUAAGCGCGUCAAGCACAACCAGGCUGAAGAUACGUCUGCUCGUUCCCAGCCCUCAAAGGCCGCCGACACCUCGAAGGUUGCCGAGACCCAGAAGGCCGAGACUCCUCGCCGGCCAGCGGGUCCUCGUCCUCGCCCGUCCGUCCGCAAUUCACUUAUGACUCCUACACGCGCAUCCCUUGCUCGCUCAACUGCUAGUGUCAAGGCGCCCAAGACCUCUUUGAUUCCAUCUUUGAAGCUUUCCCCGGCUGCCAAAACAAUUGCCUCGCCGCGCACUCCGCAGACUGAUUUCAACCCUCGCUUGAAAAGCAAAUUGCCGACCCUUGGCAAUCUGAGAUCUAUUCUUCGUCGACGUCAGCCCCUAUUCUCGCGUGAUCCAGCCAAGAUUGCAUCUGGGACCCAUGUUGCUGCGCCCGACUUCAAUCCCAAAUGCCUUUUUGCAGGAGCUGGUGACGUCAGUGAUUCCGCGCCAACUCCUUCGCCCAAGAAGCACGUUGAGUUUACUCCUAGUGUCAAGUCUCGUCACGAGCUUGCCGUAGCAUCACCUUCUCCCUCUAAGGCACCUUCCGCUCACCGUCUUUCUGUUUCCGGGGAUGUGAGCUAUCCGACACUUCCCACUCUUACACCAGAAAAGAAGUCGACUGACACAGAGUCUACCACCCCAACUUCUGCCCCCAAAUCUAUUCGGCGAGUUCGCAAAUCGAACGCGGGUGAGACGGCCGCUGCUUUCCCAGAGAUCCCUGUGGUGACACACGGCAUUUCUCAUGGAAUCAAGAACAAGAAGAGACACCGGGAUGAAUCCGAUGACAACGAUACACCUACCGCUAAAAGGACCAAGGAUGCCUUGGUUGCUGAUACUCCGUCGGGAGAGCGCAGCACCAAAAGACUCAAAGCCACUCCUAGCCCGGUCAAGAAGCGAUCUAUCAAUACCCCUGUGCGGCCCUCCACCGGUAAUGUGGGCACUCCCGUCACCGCCAGUGCAAAGCAAAAGAGCCGCGGUGUUCUUAGCAUGAGUCGUCUCAACAUGCUUUCCAAGCCCAAGGGACGCGCCCAGCCAAAGUGA
Molecule: messenger RNA, 1926 nt
Organism: Penicillium salamii
Lineage: Eukaryota; Fungi; Ascomycota; Eurotiomycetes; Eurotiales; Aspergillaceae
Source: the annotation of a GenBank genome assembly